AUGUUGGCUACGACGGUUGGUAUUGUGUUGGGUUGGGUCUUGGGGACCGCCGUCGCCUCGCCGACAUGUCCUAUUGACGGGCCUGCCUUUCCGAAGCCCCUUCGGCCGUCCCAGAACGAGGCCAUCAAGACAGCGGUGGCGACCCUGCAGGAUAUAUUUGCCAACAUUACGGCGGCGGCUCAGGAUUACUCCCUCUCUGUGCAGGUCUUCUCCGCGCACGAGCCCGAGCCGCUGUUCUCGCUGUCCCACACGGCGCCGAAUCUCGACCAGACAACGCCCGGUGUGAAGACCGUCGACGAGAACACCGUCUUCCGCCUCGGCAGCCUCACCAAAAUCUACACAAUCUACGCCUUCAUCAUCAACGCCGGCGAUCGGCUCUGGAACGAGCCCAUCACGAAGUACGUCCCCGAGCUCCAGGCGCUGGCCAACCGCUCGGACCCGGUCAACAACGUAGCAUGGGACGAUAUCACCCUCGGCGGUCUCGCGACGCAGUUGACGGGAAUCCCGCGGGAAUAUGCGUUACUUGGAGAGCUGACCCAGUCGAAAGAAACGAAGGACAGGGUGGUGCAACUUGGAUUCCCGCCGUUACCGAAGGACCAACUGCCGCCAUGCGGAGCAUACCCAACGUGUACUCGAGCUCAAUUCUUCAAUGGCAUCAGCCAAUUCUAUCCGUCUCUGGCCCCAUUCCAGUCGCCGGCAUAUUCCAAUGUUGCGUUCCAACUCCUCGGUUAUGCUCUCGAGACAAUAACGGGAAAGAAGUUCGAAACAAUCGUCGAAGAAACUGUGAUCGAGCCUUUAGGACUGAACCGAACGUUUCUCCGAGCCCCCAACGACUCUCUCGGCAUCAUUCCCGGAGACUACUUUGAGACGGGAUGGGCCUACGACAUCGGGGAAUCCGUAGCGACCGGAAACAUGUACGCCUCGGCAUCGGAUCUCUCGGCCCUGGGCCGGGCCAUCCUGGGCCACAAGCUGCUGUCGCCGGUGCAGACGCGGCGGUGGCUCAAGCCGUUCGCUUUCUCGUCGGACCCGCGGGCGAUGGUCGGCAUGCCGUGGGGCGCCCGCAGGAUCAACCUCGAGGACACGUACCGCUGGACGACAGCCUUCAACAAGGCCGGUAACAUUGGCAACUACAGCGCGCUCCUCGCGCUCCUGCCCGACUUUGACAUCGGCAUCUCGAUCCUCGUCGCCGGCAAGCUGCCGGGGAACGUCGGUUUUGGCCUCGCCGACGUCAUCGGAGGGCCUCUGCUGCCGGCGAUCGAGCAGGCGGCGCGGGCGGAGGCCGGGGCGCAGUACAGCGGGCACUACGUAGCAGCAGACGCGGGGGUGAACUCGUCGAUGACGAUCGAGACGGACGCGCUGCCGGGGCUGAGCAUCUCGCAGUGGUUCAGCAACGGGACGGACUUCGCGUGGAUCGCGACGGUGCUGCAGAACCAGUACUACCCGGUGCGGCCGCGGAUCCGGCUGUACCCGAGCGGGCUCGCGGGGCCGGGCGCGGACGGGCGCGGCACGCGCGUCGCGUUCAAGGCCAUGUUCGAGGACGCCGACGGGCCCCGCCUCGACGGCCGCAUGUUCUCCACCGAGUGCGGCACCUGGGUCUCCAUCGAGUCCGUCAUCUACGGCUCCGCCGCCGUCGACGGGCUCAUCUUCAACGUCGACCCCGACGGCCGCGUCGUGAGCGUCACGUCGCCCGCGCUGCGCGUCACGCUGAAUAAGGAAUGA
Durotheca rogersii is the source of this 1719-nucleotide messenger RNA. Its product is annotated as beta-lactamase/transpeptidase-like protein. Lineage: Eukaryota; Fungi; Ascomycota; Sordariomycetes; Xylariales; Xylariaceae. Bases 1 to 1719 code for a protein of 572 amino acids. The transcript has 7 exons. The record is from RefSeq and is a predicted model, not a curated record.